AUGUCGUGCCUUUCCAGCCUUAUCAGCUGCUGCCUACCUACCAAAUCGAUCGAAUCUGCGAGAGAAACACCCCACUAUCCUAACGUCCCAACGGGCGACAUUAACACUGCUCAACCACCACAAGAUGGUUCCGAAUAUGGUGGCUAUACGUCAGCCCCUCUCCCGGCAUACACACCGCCGGCAGGGAUAGAGAUGACCGCCCAGGAAAAGACCUUAGCAGCACAUAUGCGCGACCCCUCAGUCUCCAACGAAACAUACCGUCAUCACCAGUAUUAUCAGAACAGCACAGCAACAGAAGAAAAGCAGCGUCUAGCUUGGGAAGAGGUAGCAGCCACUUACUCCCACUCCACCUCCACCUCCACCUCCGACUCUCCCUACCCCUACUACCCCUAUCACACCCACCCGCGCCCCGAAGAAGUCUCGUCGGACGUCUCCUCUGCCAUCUCGUUCCCGAGUAGCUACGGGAACACAUCAACGGCGACAAGGGAGACGCCGCCGCCGCCGUACUCGCCGCGGGCAUUCUCUCCAGCGCCAUCAAGACGGUCGAUGUCAAUAUCCUCUUCGUUUCGACAUCAGCAGAACCAGUUGCAGAUGCAAUUGCCGAUGUCGGCAAUCACACAGCCAGCACCGGUGUUUCAGGCGGGAAGACUCCCAAGGUGGAGUGCUAGCCUUGAUGCCGGUGCUUGCUCUGGAAUACCUCCCGUUUUGCAUCCGGAAUACGAGCGCAGUGCCUCGACGACGCCGCCGCCGCCGCCGCCUCCCUCUAGGCCGGUCAGGUUCUCGUGGGAGAGUGACCGUGGGUAG
Aspergillus nidulans FGSC A4 is the source of this 804-nucleotide messenger RNA. RefSeq lists its product as uncharacterized. The coding region runs from base 1 to 804 and encodes 267 amino acids. NCBI's taxonomy places the organism in Eukaryota, Fungi, Ascomycota, Eurotiomycetes, Eurotiales, Aspergillaceae. The record is from RefSeq and is a predicted model, not a curated record. The transcript has a single exon.